Messenger RNA from Antechinus flavipes (yellow-footed antechinus), 5295 nucleotides. It is a transcript of the gene CDC50B, whose product is annotated as transmembrane protein 30B. Gene Ontology annotation, biological process: phospholipid translocation. Gene Ontology annotation, cellular component: endoplasmic reticulum; Golgi apparatus; plasma membrane. Bases 4141 to 5208 code for a protein of 355 amino acids. NCBI's taxonomy places the organism in Eukaryota, Metazoa, Chordata, Mammalia, Dasyuromorphia, Dasyuridae. The record is from RefSeq and is a predicted model, not a curated record. The transcript has a single exon.
UCAGAGGAUGAGAUUGAAACUAUUACCACUCAUAUGAAAGAGUGUUCCAAAUCAUUAUUGAUCAGAGAAAUGCAAAUUAAGACAACUCUGAGAUAUCACUACACACCUGUCAGAUUGGCUAAGAUGACAGGAAAAAAUAAUGAUGAAUGUUGGAGGGGAUGCGGGAAAACUGGGACACUAAUGCAUUGUUGGUGGAGUUGUGAACGAAUCCAACCAUUCUGGAGAGCAAUCUGGAAUUAUGCCCAAAAAAUUAUCAAAAUGUGCAUAUCCUUUGAUCCAGCAGUGUUUCUAUUGGGCUUAUAUCCCAAAGAAAUACUAAAGAAGGGAAAGGGACCUGUAUGUGCCAAAAUGUUUGUAGCAGCCCUGUUUGUAGUGGCUAGAAACUGGAAAAUGAAUGGAUGCCUAUCAAUUGGAGAAUGGCUGGGUAAAUUGUGGUAUAUGAAUGUUAUGGAAUAUUAUUGUUCUGUAAGAAAUGACCAGCAGGAUGAAUACAGAGAGGCUUGGAGAGACCUACAUGAACUGAUGCUAAGUGAAAUGAGCAGAACCAGGAGAUCAUUAUACACUUCGACAACGAUAUUGUAUGAGGACAUAUUUUGAUGGAAGUGGAUUUCUUUGACAAAGAGACCUGAGUUUCAAUUGAUAAAUGAUGGACAAAAGCAGCUACACACAAAGAAAGAACACUGGGAAACGAAUGUGAACUAUCUGCAUUUUUGUUUUUCUUCCCGGAUUAUUUAUACCUUCUGAAUCCAAUUCUCCCUACGCAACAAGAGAACUGUUCGGUUCUGCAAACAUAUAUUGUAUCUAGGAUAUACUGCAACAUAUCCAACAUAUAAAGGACUGCUUGCCAUCUAGGGGAGGGGGUGGAGGGAGGGAGGGGAAAAAAAAUCGGAACAGAAAUGAGUGUCAAUAUAAUGUAAUUAUUAAAUAAAAAAUUUAAAAAAAAAAUAUUUUUCCAACUUAUUUUUAUGUGGUCAGUAGCACAUUGCAAUGAAAAUCACGUGUUUUUGCCUUUAGAUGUUUAAAAAAAUCUGUCAUCUUUUUCCCUCCCUGAUUACUGCAUUUCUUCACAUAAAAGUGCUUAUUACGUGCAAAGCAUUGUGCUAAAUGCUGGGAGUACAAGUAGAAAAAGUAAAUUCUGCUCUCAAACAGCUCAUAUUCUAAUGGGGGAAAACAAUAUAGUUUUCAGCUUCAAGUCAGAUGAAAAGGUCCCAUGGUUCUUAGGGUACUACAUCAUCAAACUAAAUGCCAAUACCUCUUCUAUAAUGUCAUUUCACUGAUAAAAAGCAGUGUCUAAUAUUGAACCAUUUGGCAGUGCCAAGAUCCAGUAACUUUUGGAUCUUCAGUGACUUAACUAUAGUACCUUCAGGAGCAGUUGCCAGGCUGCAUCUCCACAGGGAUUGUUUCUCAGAAUAGCUAUGAGCAUUAGGUGAGAAAAACUACUAUUUUUAAGCUUCAGGAUUCUAGACUUCUUCAAGGUUGCUGGGAAAUAGUGGUAUAGAUGAUGCUGGGUGGUAGUGGUGGUCGCAAUAUUACUUGCUUGGUACAUACUGCUUCCUACUGGGAUCAUUUGUUGCUAGGUUGAUUUACCUGCCUAGUGACUGGCAAAAGGUACAGGAUAUUUCAGAAAUUUGAAUGUUUUAACUUAAAGGUUAAAAGUUUAAAACUGCACUAAAACUACUGAGCUAUCAUAGAUGGAUAGAUGUAUAUAUAUACAACUUGUUAUAUCCUAUCUUAACAAGCAAUGCUAACGCUCCCCAGCCUUUCUUUUGAAUCACAUGCACAUAUAAUCAGAUUCUAAUCAUAGAACCCACUCUACGAAGUCUUAGUGAUACUUAGGAGAUCAAAUUAGUAGACUUGCUUUAAGGAUCUCAAUUUUACAAUGUAUUUAUUGUGUAUAUCUUACUAGUUUGAAUACUGGCAUAUAGAGAGCAUGUAUUUUACUAUCAAGUCCUUUCUUGGAUCUAUCUCCUAUGGAUUCUGUCUCAAUUGCUGUUCUUCCUAGUUUGUAUCUAAGCUUAUGAAUGUACAUAGGCAGCUUUCCUAAAAGAGAUUUCUUCCUAGUUAACUUUUUAAUUUGCAAGAUUCUGGAUAAAUUUAUUCCUGUUAGGUAUAAAACAUUUGGAUAUUUUAAGUUGUAUCGCCCCCCCUCCCCAAAUUGAAAUUCUAUCAAACUUUUAAACAAGCUACAUGUGUUCCAAAUAUACUUACCUUUAUUGAUUUCUUUCUUUUUAAUAAGCAGAAGUGAUGAUACCACCUAUGCUUCUGUGAGGGACUUUUUUUUUUUUUUUUGGUCCAAGAUAUUCCAGAUACCAUUUGAACCACAUGAAUCACCAAGUGUCACCUGAUACCACUUCUGAUUAUUAUUCCUUGGAGAACAAGCAAUCACUUCUGUCAGUCAAUACCAUUUAUUAAAUACCUUAUCUUGUGCCACACAGUAUGCUAUAAACUGGAUACAUGGGGAGGAAAAGUCUUAUUUUCAAGUAGCUCAGUGUCUAACCAAGGAGAAAACAUAUAAACUAUGGUCCAGAAUAAAUUGAAGAUUUCAGAGGGGAAAGUACUAGUAUUAAAAGGAAUCAAGAAAGUUUUCUUAUAAAAGGUAGGGUUUUAGCCACAACUUUAAAAGCCAGGAGGAUGCUUGAAGUCAUAAGAAAAGGAAGAAAAUUCCAAGCAUGAGAGGGGAUAGUCAAUGAAUUUGCCCAGAAUGGAUGGAGAGCAUCAAAAUUGUUUCUUGGUUCUAAGUCUUCAGUGACUUAUUUCCUUUCUGCCUUUCUGCCUUUAUUUCCUUGUGUCCUAACCUGGGAACAUCCAUUAUCCUGGCACAGGUAAAAAUUCCUUUCUCCUUGCUCCCUCUGGGUUUUCACACCAAAGCCCUACAUGCUAAUUUUAAUGGGAUGCUGUAUUGUUUCAGGUAACAUGAAAAGAUGGGGAAAGGGGAAGUACCCCAAGACCUUUUAUAUUUUUUCCUGUCUUGGGGAGAUUAUUUUGAAUUUAACUAAAUUAACAAGACUGUUCAAAAAAAGACCAAUAAAAAGUAUGCCUUGAAGCCAUGAAAGCCUAGUUUAAGCUACUAUAAAUUUGGAGAAGAUAAAGAAUCUUGCAAGACAUUAUACUUUGUUGUAAUAACACCAGGAAAUUCAAAUAUAGGAGAAAAAGUACAAGACAGAAAUUACUCAGAGCUGUGGGUUGGCACCUCAAAGGGUGGAGGAAAGGAAGUAGCUGACCACAAACUUAAUAGACUGGAAAAAAACAGGGAGCAACCAGGAACCAAAGGCUUUGUUAAAGGUGAAGAACAGGUCUGGGAGCAAUGAUAGGGAAAGGUGAAAGAGUCAUCCGUGGUCAGGUAAAUUUCAGAGCUCAGAAGAUCUAUGGAAAUUGCUCCCUUUUAAGGAUAUUCAUUCUGGUGUGAUGCUGAAAUGGAGUGUAGGUGGAAAUUCCAAGUCUUUCUUGGCUAAAUUAUAUAAGUGUUCCCUUAAGACCCGAAAAUCAGUUUCCUUUAGGGGGAGAAGAGAAAAAGCUAAUCUGAACAUUCCUUUAAGUGGCCGGAAGCUAAGAGAGAUAGGAUACUCCUUUUAUGGACACGGGAUAGCCACUGAAGCAUAAUGUCCUGUUUAUCUUUUUCUUGUUUAAAUAGAUUUGUAGGUGGUGAUGCUAAAACAAAGAAAAUAAAUAAGCAGCAGCCUGAUUUUGUGCUAGAUAGGAGAUAAGGCUCCUGAGUGAAGGCUCUAUAGGGAGGGACAAAGAUUCCCUCCUCUUGACAGCAGAAACAAAAGUGAAACUCGGAUCUACCUGAAAAACCACCAGCGCAAGCAAGAGGAAGCUUCGGCCUGUCAUUCACCUAGAAGGGCGGAGUGAGAACCCUGAAACCUGAAGCCAAAGCUCCUGAAUCGGAAAAAUAACUGGAGCCCGAGCCCGGGUGCAGUUUUGUCGCCCAGGUAGGGGCGGGCUCAGAGGGAGGGUUCACCUGGGCGGAGGCGGAAUUUAGAAGCAAGCGGACACCUACCCCCCGAGGCGGGGGAAAAGAAGCACGUCGCCAGAUUCCCCGGAGCCGGGUGGAGGGUCGCGCCACCCCUCUUUUCAUUUUUGGCCUCAGAGCUUCGAUUUUGGCCCGCUCGACGCCCGCUAGCGGGACACGCCACAGUCAUGGCCUGGAGCGCGACGUCGCCCGGGGCCAACCAGCCUGACAACACGGCCUUCACGCAGCAGCGCCUGCCGGCCUGGCAACCACUACUGUCGGCCGGCAUCGUCCUGCCGCUGUUUUUCUGCGUGGGUCUGGCCUUCAUCGGCCUGGGAUUAGGUCUCUACUACUCUUCAAACGGCAUCAAAGAGCUGGAGUAUGACUAUACGGGCGACCCGGGCACGGGAAACUGCUCGGCUUGCGCCGCGGCCGGGGAGCGAGUGGCCCCACCACCCGCCAACUGCAGCUGCCAAUGGUGCUUCUCGCUGCCCGAGCUCUUCCAGGGACCCGUGUUCCUCUACUACGAACUGUCUAACUUUUACCAGAACAACCGCCGCUACGUGGUCUCGCGAGAUGACGAACAGCUCAGCGGACUGGCGAGUGCUCUACGUCAUCCCGCCAACGAAUGCGCACCUUACCAGCGCAGCCCCACCGGCGUGCCCAUUGCGCCUUGUGGCGCUAUUGCCAACAGUCUCUUCAAUGAUUCCUUCAAGCUGCUGCACCAGCGCCUGCCCGGCGGUGCCUAUGUUGAGGUGCCCCUGGACCGCACCGGCAUCGCCUGGUGGACUGACUACCACGUCAAGUUCCACAACCCGGAACCCAUCAAUGGCAGCCUGAAGCUGGCCUUCUAUGGCACAGCCAAGCCCCCCAACUGGCCGCGUCCGGUCUACGACCUGAGCCCGGAUCCCAACAACACAGGCUUUGUGAACCAGGACUUCGUGGUGUGGAUGCGCACGGCGGCUCUGCCCACGUUCCGCAAGCUGUACGCACGCAUACGCCACGGCAACUACUCGGCUGGGCUGCCACGUGGGGCCUAUUGUGUGAAUAUCACCUACAACUACCCGGUGCUGGCCUUCGACGGCCACAAGCGCAUUAUCUUCAGCAGCAUCUCGUGGAUGGGGGGCAAGAAUCCCUUUCUGGGCAUCGCCUAUCUGACCUUUGGUUCCCUCUGCAUCGUCACCGGCUUCGUUAUGCUCGUUGUGUACAUCCGGCACCAGGACGAGAAUGGCGAUGGGGAGGAUGAGGACGAGUGACCUGAGCGGGGCAGGGCUGGUGGCAGCUCUUAUAGGGACUCUAACCUCCCCCUUUCUCCUCUCUCCCCCCCUCCCCAAUUUCUUAUC